This is a messenger RNA of Cercospora beticola, 1731 nucleotides long. RefSeq names its product septin CDC10 (gene CDC10). Gene Ontology annotation, cellular component: septin complex; microtubule cytoskeleton; cell division site. The record is from RefSeq and is a predicted model, not a curated record. Lineage: Eukaryota; Fungi; Ascomycota; Dothideomycetes; Mycosphaerellales; Mycosphaerellaceae. Gene Ontology annotation, biological process: cytoskeleton-dependent cytokinesis; intracellular protein localization. Gene Ontology annotation, molecular function: molecular adaptor activity; GTP binding; GTPase activity.
CUUUCUCCAUCCCGCUCCUAUACCAUUCGCAGCAGGAACACCUCCCUCGACCCGUUAACCACAUCGCCUUGCCAUCGCCGUCGCUCGCUGAAUUCACUCCGCCCGAAACACCCACCGCCAUCUCCUCCGGACACCGCCCGCACCGCCAGCGACCAUGGCUGCCGCGACGAUGAAUGCGCAGCAGCCCCAGAGCGUGUUUCCCAAGAGCCACGUUGGUUUCGACAGCAUCACCACCCAGAUCGAGAAGAAGCUGUUGAAGCGCGGGUUUCAAUUCAACGUCAUCUGUGUCGGUCAAACCGGUCUCGGCAAGUCGACUCUCAUCAACACCAUUUUCGCAUCGCACCUCGUCGACAGCAAGGGCCGUCUCACACCCAACGAGCCUAUCCGCCAAACCACCGAGAUCCACCCAGUUGCACAUGUCAUUGAGGAGAACGGUGUGCGUCUGCGCCUGAACAUUGUCGACACUCCUGGCUAUGGCGAUCUGGUCAACAACGACCGCUGCUGGGAUCCUAUCGUCAAAUACAUCAAGGACCAACACAGCGCAUACCUGCGAAAAGAGUUGACUGCCCAGCGUGAGCGAUACAUUCAGGACACUCGCAUUCACUGCUGCCUGUACUUCAUCUCCCCAACUGGCCACUCUUUGAAGCCAAUUGAUAUUGUCGUGCUCAAGAAGCUGAGUGAGACGGUCAAUGUCGUGCCUGUCAUCGCCAAGUCUGAUAGUCUCACUCUGGAGGAGAGACAGCUGUUCAAGGACCGCAUCAAGGAGGAGUUUGCUUUCCACAACAUCCGCAUGUACCCCUACGAGAAUGAGGAGUACGAUUCGGAGGAGGCGGCAAUGAACUCCCAGAUCAAGUCCAUCAUUCCAUUCGCAGUUGUCGGCAGUGAGCGCAACAUCAACGUUAACGGCAAGACCGUGCGUGGCCGCCAGAACCGCUGGGGAACCAUCAACGUCGAGGACGAGAAGCACUGCGAAUUUGUCUAUCUCCGCGACUUCCUGACGCGCACACACCUGCAGGACCUGAUCGAGACCACUUCUCAGAUCCACUACGAGUCUUUCCGUGCCAAGCAGCUGCUCGCACUCAAGGAGAGCUCCGCCCAAGUGCACGGUGGUAGCCGGCCCAUCUCCCCAGCAGCCGACCGGGAGCUCAGCAGACAAAGCCAGCGCAUGACCAUGAACGGGUACUAGACAUGCUUCCAUUUCAAAAAUGAUACCCAGCACUUGGAGCAUUGAUAAUUUACUCUCUUUCACCUUGCGUGGCUUUUCUGACUUUGCUUGCUGACAUGGGGUGCAAGACCGCAGCCGAAUAUGGGCAAAGUGCGACUGCCGGUGGACAGUGCUCCUCCACCACCACCGCCAGCUGCUCACGCAGCCCCUCCGAGCAUUGCUGGAUCGCAUGGCACGCCAAAUCAUACUCGUGGACCUGCCAGCCAAGGAUAGACUUCUGAUGCUGCAAAGUUUGUGGAGUAUUGAAUGGAACUCUCUUUACUUUCAUGUCUUUAUACUAGGGAUCGGGUGCUUGAUGUGACAAGAAAAAGAACAGGAGCCGCAGCAGGGCGACGGUACGGCGAUUGUCAUUUUACACUGAUACCAACCACGGCAAAGCAUAUCUCUUUUGUCAGGAAAUAACUAGUGAUCUUUGUUGAAAAGCGUGGAGUAUGCUGGGAGUGUGUAAUAGCAUGAUAUCUUGAUAGUGUUUUGUCAGAAUGGAGACCAGUUUCUCGUCAGCCCCG